Lachancea lanzarotensis is the source of this 957-nucleotide messenger RNA. RefSeq names its product LALA0S04e00870g1_1 (gene MPD1). The coding region runs from base 1 to 957 and encodes 318 amino acids. Gene Ontology annotation, molecular function: protein-disulfide reductase activity; protein disulfide isomerase activity. Gene Ontology annotation, biological process: response to endoplasmic reticulum stress. NCBI's taxonomy places the organism in Eukaryota, Fungi, Ascomycota, Saccharomycetes, Saccharomycetales, Saccharomycetaceae. Gene Ontology annotation, cellular component: endoplasmic reticulum lumen. The record is from RefSeq and is a predicted model, not a curated record. The transcript has a single exon.
AUGAGACUCCAGAAAAUCUGUUUAGCUCUCGUGGGCUUUCAGUUGGCAAUUUGUCGCAACUUUUACGAUCAAAAUGGGGACAUCACUGAGCUUUCACCCAAGACAUUUGAUAAAGUGGUACACCGGACUAACUAUACCACAUUAGUAGAGUUUUAUGCCCCAUGGUGCGGAUACUGCCAACAGCUGACCGGAAUCAUGAAAAAAGCUGCAAAAAACCUCGAUGGAAUCGUACAGGUUGCGAGCGUCAACUGCGAUGAAGCCAAGAAUAAACGACUUUGCGCCCAGCACCGUGUAGAAGGGUUUCCAACACUGAUGGUGUUCCGUCCGCCUAAAUUCGAUCUUAAUAAAGGUCCUGAAGAGCGACUUUUGCUAGGCAACCAUGCUAGCGAGGUGUACAAGGGCGAAAGAAAGCUAAAACCUCUUGUGGAUUUCUGCGUUUCUCGUGUCAAAAACUAUGUUACCAGACUUCAGAAGAUAGAAAAACUAGUGCAGCUUUUAAGUCAAAGCAAUAAUUCGCGACUAAAGGCUGUUUUGUUCUCUAGGAAAGACAAAAUCUCCCCGCUGUACAAGAGCUUGGCGCUGGAUUGGUUGGGCGUCAUCGAUUUCCACGUCUUACUCAAUUCCAAACUGCAGGCAUCGGAAGAUCAACUCAGUGGUCUGUCUGAAGAAACCAGAGACUUUCUGCUAGACUUUCAAAAAACGCAGGCUGCCUCGGAGACUAGUAAGCUAGUAGUGUUUGAUACUGCAAGUAACAAACAUCUCGUUUACGACGGUACAUCUUUUGAUAAACAGAGUAUCUGGAGCUUCCUUUCUCAAUGGGUCGAACCGCGUGAGGGUAUAUCUACUAAACGUCAAGAGUAUCUGGAUAGCCUCAAAACCAGGUCAAAAAGCCGGAACAAGAAAAUCAAUAAGAAAAAAAUGACUCAAGAGGAGAAAUUUGCACACGAUGAGCUAUGA